AUGGCAGCUUUAGCUGAUUAAGAAGUAAUGAAAAGGCAGAACAUCGAAUUUUAGUAUGGUCAAACAGUAAAAGAAAAAGAUUUUUUGAAUAACCUGAAUCAAUAACUGAUUAAGGAUAAAUCUUCGUUAGAGUAGGAAAGAAAACAUCUUUAGACAGCUUUAACAGAACAGAGAAACUAGAACUAAAAGCUUAGUGAAAAUAUCAUUUAAUACAGAAAAACAAUUGAAACAUAGCAACAUUAACUAGGAUAGUAUUAAUAGUUAGUAAACUAGAAAGAAGUUGAAAAAUCUAUUAUGUAGCAAUAAAUCUCAAUGAUCUCACAGCAGCAAUCUGUUUAAAAUGUCUAAUAACCUUUCAUUGGACAAGAUUAUACGAGUAAUUCAACAUAGAGCACACCAACAUAAGAUUAGAAAAAACCUGAAGAAAUAAUUAUGACAAACAAUUAUCGAACUUUAUCUCCUUAAAAGAAAAUAAACAUCAAAAAAUCAUAAAUAAAAAAUAUCAGUAAUAUCCUGUCUCAAUCGAAUCCUCAAAGUAAUGAUGUUGACAGAAAUUCUUAGCUAAACCCAAACGAUUCAAUAGAAUAACCUAUAGACUCAGAUAAAAUGAUUAAUGACGAUUUAUAAAAACUUAAACUAGAAAAUAAAUCACUUAAGACGAAGAUAAAGAAAGAAGAAGAGACUAGAAAGCACUGGCAAGAUAUUUGCAAAAAGAAGGAAGAAGAGGUAUUUGAGCUGAGAAAGUUUAAUGAAGACAUGAAGAUGCAAGUAGAGCAAGAAAAAACUAGUUCUAAGAGACAUUAGCUUUAACUUUCUGCGAAAUUUGAGAGAGUCAAGGCACUUGAGAAAAAGUUUGGAGUCAAAGAUUUACAUGAGGUUUAAGCCAAGGCUCCUUAGCCUGGUAGAAUAAUAGUAAAUGAUGAGGAAAUUCGAAAUAAGAUGAGCAAUACUGUUACUGGGGGUGUUUUAAUAGGAGAUAAAACUAAAAAAGAUAGAGCAAGAGGUAAAAGUGUAAGAUUCAAGGAGCCAGAGGAAAGUGAUUUAAUCCCUGAUGGAGAGGGAAGGCCAAAAUUAUUUGGAACAGGUGAGUAUUGA
Messenger RNA from Stylonychia lemnae, 1095 nucleotides. The record is from the annotation of a GenBank genome assembly. Lineage: Eukaryota; Ciliophora; Spirotrichea; Sporadotrichida; Oxytrichidae.